Messenger RNA from Hydractinia symbiolongicarpus, 769 nucleotides. Its product is annotated as 39S ribosomal protein L12, mitochondrial-like. Gene Ontology annotation, molecular function: structural constituent of ribosome. The record is from RefSeq and is a predicted model, not a curated record. Bases 67 to 612 code for a protein of 181 amino acids. The transcript has 5 exons. Gene Ontology annotation, cellular component: ribosome. Gene Ontology annotation, biological process: translation. NCBI's taxonomy places the organism in Eukaryota, Metazoa, Cnidaria, Hydrozoa, Anthoathecata, Hydractiniidae.
GUGUAAUGUACAGAAAUCAGGCAUGUAAAUUUGAGUCGUGUACUUGCAACACGAAAUUCCAUAAAGAUGGCCGCCAUACGAUCAUGCUGUCGAUGUUCAAUUUUCAGAAGAUCUUGGACUGCUCUGUGUAAGUCCCGUGCUUUACCUUACCAUGAUGUGCAACAAUACUCCACAGAACCUCUACCGAGUCCAACAGCCAGUACUGAAAAAUACCCUGAACACAUCGAAUCGCUUGUAGAACGUAUAUCAAAGCUAAAUCUACUUGAGGUUUCUAGGUUAAAUGAAUUACUCAAGACUCGACUAAAUAUUCAGGAUACGCCUAUGAUGAUGGCAGGCACAGUAGCAGCAGCGCCAGUGGACGAGCCUUCUGGAGAAGAAGCAGCGGCAGAAGAGCAGGCUGAAUUUGCAGUCAAAUUAAUCAAAUUUGACGACGCAAAGAAAGUGAAACUAAUCAAAGAAAUAAAAUCAAUAAUGACAGAUAUCAACUUAGUCCAGGCAAAAAAAUUCGUUGAAAGCGUCCCACAAAUUGUCAAGGAAAAGCUGAGUAAGGAAGACGCGGAUAAAUUAAAGACGCAACUUGAAGCUGUCGGCGCCACGCUGGAAGUCGAGUAACACGAGAACGAAUAUUUUAAACGGAUAUUUAACAUUGUAGCGAUUCUCUCGGGCGUCUGUAUCGAUUCCCUUGAGCGUCUGUACACUUUAUUGAACGCUUACAAAAUGUAAGGUACAGAGAGCUGUUAAUGAUGUUGACAAUACAUUUUUACAAAAA